Molecule: messenger RNA, 12291 nt
Organism: Rattus norvegicus (Norway rat)
Lineage: Eukaryota; Metazoa; Chordata; Mammalia; Rodentia; Muridae
Gene: Rora
Product: RAR-related orphan receptor A
Biological process (GO): regulation of DNA-templated transcription; DNA-templated transcription; regulation of gene expression
Cellular component (GO): nucleus
Molecular function (GO): nuclear receptor activity; DNA binding; zinc ion binding
Source: RefSeq, a predicted model, not a curated record
GUUGGAAUUCGCAUAUGUCUGGCUGCUGUGGCCCUUCGAGCAUAAGCCAAUGUCUCCAUGGUCAACAGUGGUCAUACUUUCAACCUGUAGUGGUCGGGUUUGGCACAUCUCCACCUGUUUGUGCUGAGUGUGUGUUGAAGAGAGAGAGGUCAGGCAUAAGCUGAUGAAUUCUGGUUUUCCAAGCCACAAAUCUCUAGAGACACCAUGAAACCUAGUCAGGAGGAUCAGUUACUUACUGCUCACCUCUUAUUCUGGAUCCUUCUUAGAAGAGUUUCUGGAAAACCCCGAUUUCUUUUCAGCUUCUCUCUCCUUUUCCUUCCCACUAGCUCACAGAUGAGCUUGUUUUGUUCUUAUGUCUGUGGAGCAGAUAUACUGAGGGGGAUAGAGGCGCUGCUGAACAACCAUGGCAUGGCCCAAGGGGGCCCUGGUAACUGGCAUUGAUAGUUUGGUGUGGAACUGUGUGCUGGGUCUACGCUCUGUAUUCAUCCCACUUCUCGGGGUCAAUCGCCUUCAUUGACUGCCUCAAAUCAAACUCCACCAUAAGCUUACCAACUCACGUCAGUGUAAGGUGCUGUGAUCUGCAGUCGGAGCAGUGAUGUUUGACUGAGCCUUGAACUUCAGGAUGAAACACUGUGUUGCUGAUGCAAGCAGUCAACCUUCGCUGUAGUUGACCAGCAUUUAUUCAGGCUUUGAAUGAAUGGAGUCUUUAGAAUUCGAUGAGUAUUUUAGACCAUAGAUAUGUACUACCUAUGAGAUGUGUUUGGGCAUCUUCCUAAGUCGAGCAUUAGAUCUAUUUUUGGCAUGACAGAGGAAUGACAAGGAUAUAUUCCCCACAUUUUUCUUCAUUCAACUUUUUGUAUUUUUUUUUAAUUUCACGUGAAUCAUUUGGUGCGGGGGAAGCAAUAUCUAUGUAACAUCAAAAAUAGUUUCACUUGUGCCUCGGUUGACUCUCAAAAUCUGCUCUUGGGUUUGUCUGUCUGUCUUUCUGUAUUUGUAGAAAAGAGAAAUAUAAGAAAUCAAAAUUUUUAUUUUUGAAAGGAAAAAUACCUUGCAAUGAGAAGCUGCCUGACAUUUAGGGCCCAGUCUUGCAAUUCCUCCAUGUGGCUCUCAUGGAUCUCCAUGGACUGCUUGUUUGAUGUACCAUGAAAGGUCCAGCCCAAGCUGGAUGAUAGAUGCUCAGGAUGGCACCUCCACCUUUGCAGUCGCUGUGCCCCCCUCUAUCAGGGUAGUCUGUGACCCUUAGUUUUUUGGGGUUGUUCUGUCGUUGUUCUUGUUGUUCUUGCUGUUGUCGGUGCAUAAUUGAGCUCAUGCUGACUGAGAGAUUGACAGCGCAGGCCACUGAAGUCCUCUGUAUAUCCGCAGGGCAGGCAUGGUACAGAGAGCUUCCUUGCACAGCCUUGCCCAUGAGCUCGUCCCUGGCCUGGAGGGACCCACUCUAGAGGUGCUCAAAUUGAAAUUAUUCCAUGCAAGAUCUGUGGAGACAAAUCGUCAGGAAUCCAUUAUGGUGUCAUUACGUGUGAAGGCUGCAAGGGCUUUUUCAGGAGAAGUCAGCAGAGCAAUGCCACCUACUCCUGUCCUCGGCAGAAGAACUGUUUGAUCGAUAGGACCAGCAGAAACCGCUGCCAGCACUGCCGGCUGCAGAAGUGCCUGGCUGUGGGGAUGUCUCGAGAUGCUGUCAAGUUUGGCCGGAUGUCCAAGAAGCAAAGAGACAGCCUGUACGCCGAGGUGCAGAAGCACCGGAUGCAGCAGCAGCAGCGAGACCACCAGCAGCAACCUGGGGAGGCUGAGCCGCUGACGCCCACCUACAACAUCUCAGCCAAUGGGCUGACGGAACUGCAUGAUGACCUCAGCACCUACAUGGACGGCCACACCCCCGAGGGCAGCAAGGCCGACUCAGCUGUCAGCAGCUUCUACCUGGACAUCCAGCCCUCCCCAGACCAGUCGGGACUGGACAUCAAUGGGAUCAAACCCGAACCCAUAUGUGACUACACACCAGCAUCUGGCUUCUUCCCCUACUGUUCCUUCACCAACGGAGAGACUUCCCCAACCGUGUCCAUGGCGGAACUAGAACACCUUGCACAGAACAUAUCCAAAUCGCACCUGGAAACCUGCCAAUACUUGCGGGAAGAGCUCCAGCAGAUAACGUGGCAGACCUUCCUGCAGGAGGAGAUUGAGAACUACCAGAACAAGCAGAGAGAGGUGAUGUGGCAGUUGUGUGCUAUCAAGAUUACAGAAGCUAUCCAGUAUGUGGUGGAGUUCGCCAAACGCAUCGACGGGUUUAUGGAGCUGUGUCAAAAUGAUCAAAUUGUGCUUCUAAAAGCAGGCUCUCUAGAGGUGGUGUUUAUUAGGAUGUGCCGUGCCUUUGACUCUCAGAACAACACCGUGUACUUUGAUGGGAAGUAUGCUAGCCCCGAUGUCUUCAAAUCCUUAGGUUGUGAAGACUUCAUUAGCUUUGUGUUUGAAUUUGGGAAGAGUUUGUGUUCUAUGCAUCUGACUGAAGACGAAAUCGCAUUGUUUUCUGCAUUUGUACUGAUGUCAGCAGAUCGCUCCUGGCUUCAGGAAAAGGUAAAAAUAGAAAAACUGCAACAGAAAAUUCAGCUAGCCCUUCAACAUGUCCUUCAGAAGAACCACCGAGAAGAUGGAAUUCUAACAAAGCUAAUAUGCAAGGUGUCUACGUUAAGAGCCCUAUGCGGACGACAUACAGAAAAGCUAAUGGCAUUUAAAGCAAUAUACCCAGACAUUGUGCGACUCCAUUUUCCUCCGUUAUACAAGGAAUUGUUCACUUCAGAAUUUGAGCCAGCAAUGCAAAUCGAUGGGUAAAUGUAGCGCCCGGGCACUUCUAGAACAUCUGGAGUACAAACAGGAAAGUAAGAGAAAAAUAAGAGAGGAAAUAAAACAGUAACAACGAAGACAAAUUUACCUGAGACACUUUCUAUGGCCCUGCACAGCCCUGGAGCGCCAACACACUGCACAGACAUCUUGUGGUGACCGGGGUUCAGGCACAAAGGGGAAACAAUCAAAACCAAUAAAAGCUGAACUUGUUUUGCUCACGCAUAUGAUUUCCACUAUGCCUACAGAUGUGGACCCUUUUUCUGUCUCAACUUCUAGAGCGGUUGACCUCGGCAUAUAACAGGAGGAGGGUACUACGGUCGGAGGAGCCCCUUUUCUUACAGCUCACUGCCCACAGACUUACGGGUAACAGCAGAGUCCAGCGUUAAUCGGUGACCCCGGUGUGUAUGGCCAGAGUUACGGCGUUACUUUGCACAGCUUGCUUUUCUGUGUCAUGAAGGAAGAUUUUUUUGUUUCUCUCACCGAUUAUUGCCGGUCAGCAGGAUGGCGUGGAAAGGGGCUCCAUAAGCGCUCGCAACAAUAGCAUUAUAAUAUAUUACACAGGGUAAAUGGGCAUGAAGACUAUAUAUAGCUAAAGAGAUAUUGUUUAUAUAUUGUUUUAAUUAAUAUAAAAUGUAGUGACUGGCGUAGCUUUUCCUGUUGAAUUGAUAAGGCACUUUCCGUUUGCACCUUUUUGUUUUCCUUUAAAUUAAAUGCUAGCGUGUUCACUGUCGCCGUGUCGCAUGUACACCAGAAACACAAGUUUAGCUGAGAAGGCUUGGAAGGAACGUCGGGAGGUAUUUAUGCUGCUGUUUACAAAAAAAGAAACAAAAACAAAAAAAUUACUUUUAAAAGACUGGCUGGUCAUAUCCAGAAAUGAACAUGUUGGAUUUUUUUUCCCCACCUGUAAAUUUGGAAUUAGUAAGGGACUGCUCCCUAAACCACACUUCGUUGUGCAUGCAGUUGAGAAUGGGUGUGUUUACGCUUCAUCCAGAGUUGAAGGAGUGUCUGGUGCUGUGGGGCUUAAACCAUGUGUGCAUUUUUAUUUAUUUUAUUUUUUUUCUUAAGUUUUUAAAAUGCUACCUUUGGGAGGGAAAGGAGGAGAGGCUCACUUAAGUCAGUAGUCACAGGGACAUAGCAUCAACUUGCAGUUCUGAUGCUUUCAAAUUAGCAGCCAGAAUAUUUACUGGAUUCCAGCUCUUAUUUAGAAGGAGGACCCAAAGAUUCUACCUGGAGCAGACACACACCCAACAUGAAGCAUUCGUUGAAUGUCUUGUGUUCUUGGCAUUGGGAGCCCUAAGAAGUCACCUCAGGGUAAACCGACCCUAGAUUAACUGUCCCAGUUCUAGACUGCUGUUCUCUAUUUUGGGGAGAUGGUGGAUGAAGAGGGAGGGAGACAGUGUUGAACCUAGUUCUGUGUUUAAGAUCUGCCUCCCGAGUGGAGGCAGUGCCAGCUGCAGACAUUUGUGUACCUUACUAGAAAACUGUGGACUGUAACUUAUUUUAUUAAAUAUAUAAAGAUAGUUUGGCUUUUGUGUUCAGGUAGAAGUGUUGAGGUAUUGAUUCAUUUUGCAUUUUUUUAAAAAAAGAUAAUCCCCAGUGGAAGGAGGAAGGAGCUUUCUUAUGUUCAUAGGUAUGCAUAUUUUAAGACCAAGUGCCCUGGGAUUACAGAGAUGAUGGUUCAGUGGUCAAGAGUGCUUAUUGCUCUAUCAGAGGACCAAAGCCUGGAACCCAGCAAGCAGAUCAGGCACCUCACAAAAGCCUGUCACUCCAGCCCCAAGAUUUCAGUGUCCCCUUCUGGCCUCUGUGGACACAUGUGUAUACACACAUACACGCACAUGCACACACACGUGCCCGCACAUGAACACGUGCACUCACGCACACGUGUACACACGUACACGUACACGUACACACACACACACACACACACACACAGAGUAAGAGAAAAACGUAAAAAAGAAAUUCUUAAAACCAAGUGCUCUUUUGAGAAUUUAGGCAUUUAGGAGAUGACUUUGGUCACAAGAUACUGGUCUGACAUCAAAGACCAUAUCUGUAGAAAAAAAAAAGGGACAUCUUCCAUGGCACAAGGAACAGGGGGCACUUUUAUGAACACCCAGAUGCUUGCUCUGCCAAUAGGGUCCUCCUUGACUCCUUUGUUAUCAUUUCUGCUCCUGCUGAUGUCCGUCUGAUGGGUUCCCAGGGCCAGCUUCCCAGAGCACUUCACAAUCUUUAACUUCACUGACUUUCUGCCUUAUUUACUGAGGGACUUGGAAAGUAGGAAGGAAUUAUUUGUACAGAAACGUGUGGGGGAAGCCUAAAUAACAUCUAAUUUUUUUUCAAAAACAUAGUAAGGGUUUAACCAUAAACAGGGGAGUGAUAUUUACUUAAAUUUCUUACAAGCAUAGAAAAUUUUAUGUGUUUAUAUGGAGAGGUUAGUGGUCAGCAUAUAGUAUUUAUAUUUGGGCAAGAAGGGGUAAAUCAAAAUUUUAUUUAAACAUAGUUCCUUUAAAGAUUAAUAGUAUUUAUAUUUUGAAAAGAGUACGGUUUUGUUAUUUAUUUGCCCUUUUUCUGUCGUUUCUCCUGUGUGAGGGAAUGGUGUGAGGUUUGGGUUUGGGUUUUGUUUUUCCUUUCUUGUUUAGUCAGAUUCACUAAAUUUGGGGAUAGAUUUAGUAAAGUAUAUUAACUUCAUUUUAACCAAAGCUUUCUGCAUAUGACCAGCCUCAGGUGCUAUCGCACUAAAGAGCAACUGAACCCAAUCCCAGUGUCCAUGUGUGUGACUAAGGAGAGCUGGCUGAGCGUCUCUAAGGGUGUGAGAAAGAGAGCGAGAGCGUGAUCUUGAACUUCAGAGAAAUUCAUUUUCCCAGGAAGGAUUCUGUAUGUACCUAAUGCAGACACAAACACAAGAUACUCUAAUCUCAGUACUGUGCCAUGGUGACAUUGCUUUACAACACACCAGGAGAGAGCAGCAUGAUGGCUUCUGGGAGGGGUGGAGCUGGAGAGCCAGGCAUGCUCUGAGGAACUGAGAGGACAACUGACUAGGACUUGUACCUAAGUUGAGUCCCAGGGAGUCCAGAACAGGAUGUAAAACUUUGGCAUUUCUUUUCUUCUUCCUGAUCGUGUAGUGCCACCAGGCGGUUGAUGGCACAGGAUCUUGAGGCUUUGUUGUUCAUGUCAUUAAAGUUGCCUGAGCUUAAAAGGCUCCCCAGCCUCCUGGGGACUGAACCUUAUUGUCCGCUCGGCUGCAAGAGCACCAUCAGGUAACCUUUUCCUAUAGAAGGUGAAUGAUGCUUCUGUACAGAAUCCGAAUGUUGUUACUGUGAUAUGCAAACAAUCUAGGACAUCGUGAGAAACAGGCCUUGGCCACAGAGAAACCCAAAGUGCAGUGGAAAGCACUUUUUGGACAGACCAUAGAUUGUGCUAUGGCUAUGAGUUUGGGUGUUUUGUUUUGUUUUGUUUUGAAAGCACUCAGUAUUCUAAUUUGUGUUAAAUGGAUUUGUUUUUCCCCAAAGUCUUUAACAUCCUGAUUCACCCUUCCUAACUUAGGAAAACAUGACUUAAGACACUGCUUCUAAGUUUGGUUGUUCUUUAGCCAGUGGAUACCAGAUCUCUGUGAGUGGAUAGGGGUGGGCUGAGGGUCAGGGGAGGAAGGAGCAUGUUUGCCUGUGUGUGUGUGUGUGUGUGUGUGUGUGUGUGUGUGUGUGUGUGUGUCUUUUGUGUGUAUGAAGUGUGUAUGUUAGACCGCUUCUAGGCUACUAAGUGUCAAUGGAAAAGAAAAUGUAUUCAAAAUGCAUAAAUCAAAACUAGAAGAUGGAAAAAAAUGAUUUAUUCUAUACAAAGCCUUGUCUGGACCACUCUAGAGAGACUUCUAUUUUUUUAACCCUUCUAUAAAUAUUUGAUGGCACUAGAAAUAUUCCUGCAAUAAAAUGUGAUUUGUGUAAAGAAAAAAAAAGAUUUUGUAAUGUGAAACAAAGAAAGAAAGUAAUGUAAUUUUCUAAAAAAAAAAAUACAAACAAACAAACUUUGUAUUAUUUUCUUGAUGGAAUUUGCCUAUCUGUCUUUGGAAAACUUUUUAUUUCAUUGAAUGUGCCAUAGUAGAUGUACGUGGUUUUUUUUUGUUGUAGACUAAGGGAUGGCUGUUUGUGUUCCGACAUUCCAAAAUGCAAAGCAACUUAGCAGAAGCCUUGCUGAGGUGGUUUCCGUAGGAUGCAAGCGUCUCUCCUGUUGCUUGUUUGCACACGUCUUUUAAUUCUUACCUAGUGCAAUAUCUGUACAUAGAGCACUUGCCGGUGUACUUUGAUCCCUCAGGGAAAAACACAUAUUUGUACAGUUGUUGGGUUCGUUUUGGUUUUUUUUUUUUUUGUUUUUUGGUUUUUUGUUAGUUUGUUUUUUUGACUUAUUUUCCUUCUCUCUCUCUUUUUUUUUUUUUUUUUUUUUUGGCUACGGAAUGUCGAUCGAAUCACUUGUUAUUGUUGAGAGGCAGCCAGAUAAUCAGCCUAAAGCCACUGUUUCAAACACCGAUUGUUUGAGUCAUGUCUUUCCAGUACUAUUAUUUUAAAAUGAUAAUAAUAAUAAUAAUAAUAAAAAGCUAUUUUCUGACAGUUCUUUGUGCUGACUGGUGGAACACAAAAGGGUAAAUAAUAAUAAUGAUGAUGAUGAUAAGCACCUUAUGGUUGACUUACUGUGAAUGACAAUCCAUCUUGGUGUCAAGGACAGAGCCCUGUUGUCUGGAGUGGGGGCUGAGAGUCAGAAACACUGUGCUCAGGGAACUUCUAAAACUCUUAAAACAGGGUGGCCAGUGGACUGGGACAAAUUGUGGUUUUACUAUUAAAAACAACGAUGGUAACAGUAUCCCUCCAAGGCACAAGCGAACUGUAGAGAAGUGUCUGUCUGUCUGUCUGUCUGUCUGUCUGUCUGUGUGAAUUCUUCACUGUCUCAUCUUGUUGAGUUCAAAAUUCCCGUGUUUCAAAACACGUUAACUCCUGAGGCUGUGUGAAUGGAAGAUGAAUCCGGGAGUGACAGCCUGUCUGCUGUCCCCUCAUAAUUCAAAUGCUCCUGUGAAACUCAUCUGUAAACAAUUUCACAUUCUAUGUGUUAUGAAUUUAAAUGUUUUUAAACCAGCAGGAAGACCUACCUAUCAGUGCAGUGGCCCACAACAGAGUCCUUCAGCGCUAGAAAACAGAGGGGUAUUUCACUGUAUUCUCCAGGGGCAAACCAAACCCCCAUUGUGCAAAACAAUCCCUAUUCUGCAUCCCUAGCAUUUUUGAUUUGUGGUGGUGGGGGUUGUUUGUUUUCCUGAAGAGCUGCCAUUUAAAGACAAAUUUGUCCCUGCGUGGCAUAGCUUUAAUUUAAGGGAGUCUCAGCUCAGAACCACAGUUAGUUCAGACGGUCCCAUACACCACUUUCCAUAAAGCCAAAGAAGCUCAUUGUAACUAAUGGUUCUGAGCCUCUUGCCCCAUAGCACACACUUGGCAGAAUUACAUAGCUUCUUACUACAGUAAGCAAACUUGAGGUAUGGGAAAUCUGUCCAUCAGGUGACAGUGAUACCUCACACCUUGUUUUGAGUGUAGGUGACAGAAACCUCCCUCUUCCCCCUUUAUCUCCCAUACAUGCAUACACAUGCAUGUGAUAGACAUUCUUAUACACCAUCACAGGGCCACUAACAACUCAAAAAGCUGUGGUAUAGAACCCUACAACAGCGGCCUUGUACUGUGGAUCACAUAUGUGCCCAGAAAUGCAGCUGCCACAAUCAAAUUCUGGUCAACGGUUGCUGUCUGUCAUGCUGGUCCUUGCUGUAUUCCCUAAACACUAAUGCAUGAAAUGCUUCCAUCGGCUCUGAUGAUAGGGACCAUCCCACUGCUGUUUAACUAACGCAAAGACCAGCUAUCAGUGUCUUCAAAAGCGAUUGGCUGCACUUCUGUGUGUGUCUGCGCGUGUGCGCAAGCCCUGCACCUGUACGUGCUUGUAUGUGAUCAGUCUGUCAGACUCUCAAAUUAUUAUUUUUUUAAACAAGCAGGAAGACUGGCUUCAUACCAGGAAGCCACCAUGAAUGGGGGCAGAGCAUGCUCGACCACAGCCUCAGAACUUAGAGCAAUAAACACUAUUCGAGUCGCUUACUUACUUGUAAAUGGGUGACAGAAUAUUUGAUCCAAAUAGAAACCUUUUCCCAGGGUCUAGUGUGGAGAGUGGAGAUGAAUGUUUGGAAGAGAUCCGUGUUCUCUGUUUACAUCCAGUGUGUUUUGCCACAUGAGCUGUCCCUAUGCUUUUUCUUUGGUCCUUCUAGAAGCUAAUGCCAGCCAGAUAGCGGUUUGGCUUUAUGGGCUGUGCGUGUCCUUGCAUUGUUCCCCUAGAACAGCAGGCUUCUCUCCAGUGUUCCUGUGUGAGCCCUCUCAUUCAUUAUGACUUGUGUGGAGGAGUAACUAAUAAGAUCAUAAUCACUCAACACAGUACACAGAUAAAUGCAGAUACUUCUUGAGCAAUAUAGUGACUAUGACUUCAUACACACACACACACACACACACACACACACACACACACACACACACACACACACAAUCUGUACGUACUGUACACAUCUUCCUGAAUCCCCAAGUCUCUGCUUCAUCAUAAUGGUUUGAAAUCUCAUCUACAACAGUGGUGGCUGCUUUAGACAGUAGGACAUUAGCUGGCUGCUUCUUUAAGUGUACCUGUAUUAUCUGCGUGCUUCUUUAAGUGUACCUGUACUGUCUGCGUGCUCCUUUUGCGGAGACAAGUUUUUGUAUUGGAUGUUUGGGCCAAUGGGAGGCUUCAAGCUACAACAUAUUUUCCCAGUUUAAAUAUAUUGAACUUAUGACAAACCCCAGACAAGGCUUUUAAUCUGUAAAGAACUGCAGUGUUGGGUGGUUUAUUUACAAACCGUUUUCAAUGUUGUCCAUUUUUAUGGCACCUUUAACAAUAUACUUGUUUCCAAAGUACAAAAAAAAAUAGGUUAAAUAAUCUAGCCAUAACUGAAUGUCAAGCAAUAAAACAGACGACUUUUGUGCAUAGACUUUAAAAACUACAAAUUUUAGACAUCUGCAUGUAAAUGCAAUCUCUUGUUUACUGCUUUCUUCAACUCAAGCAACAGAUUCCUUAUUUACUAUUAACUUAAGAACUGGUAACGGCCUGUACACAUUUUCUCUCCUACUCUUCUUUCAAAUUUACCUUCACCCUGCUUUUGAGUCGUAAUAUUUAAUGUUGUUCUGCACACCUCUAUACAGUUAACUUUCUGGCUUUUGUUCUGUAUAGAUAAGAAGAUGUUAUAUUAUAAACAGCCUACUCAGUGCAAAUAUUUAUCUGUUUAUCAAAUCCACAAUAUGCUGUGUAAUACUGGUUUUCCUAUAUAAUCUAUUUUAGACAUAGCUGUUUAGAACUAGAGUGUGCUAUUUUUGUGUUUUUCUGAUGUGUGGUGCUAGAUAAGUUACUUUUGUGAACAAAAAAAAAUCCCUUUUAUUCCUAGACAAAACCACCUUUGGGUCUUGUUAAUUUCACUGAGUAUAACUAUAUAUUUGUAUAUAUAUACAUAUAUAUAUAUCUAUAUAUAUAUCUACCUGUACCCAACUGGCAACUGUAUCAGAGUGCUAGAUUUGGGACAUGCUUUUCUCUUUAAAUACAUAAUAUCAUUAUAUAAAUUAUUCUAGAGUGUAUUUAAUUAGGAUAAAAUUACUUCCUUAGUGUGGAUAUUUGACAUGUUGGGUAAAUUUGUUCAUAAAUAUAGACAUGGAAAACUGUUACCAUUUAUUUCAGUGUGUUGCUCAGCUCAUCACAUCUCCUGAGCUGAAAAAUAAUUUGACGGGCCUUGAUCCCAAAGCAACAAUCUUGUUCAGUGGAGAAAUCCUUUCUUCCCUUACUGGGAACUCUGUAAUUGGCACCUGACUGGACUGUACAUUUAACUUCUCGUAUAGAUAAUAUGUGGAAUAUUCAUGGAAGAUUGCUAGGACCCUAGGCCAUUCACCUCAUCUGAGUCACAAGAUGUAUAAGCAUAUACAUUGGGAUAAAUGUAAAUUCAACAAGGGACGAUGUUCUAAUAUGACAACCAGUUCUGUGAACUGAGUGGAGGACCUUUGCUUUAAAACUUGUUUAAUGAUGAGCUGAGUAAACACUCUGACAUCUUUCCCCAAGAGUGAUUGGCAUUGUUAAAGUUGUACAUCAAAUAGCUCACUAAGGAUGUAAUUAGCCUUCUUAAAUAUUGAUUAGAAUUGUUCUGUAAUAUUACUGAAUUUGUAAGAUCUUUAGCAAAGAUUUUUGAGCAAUUUAUAAACAUAGAGCAAACGUUUCUGUUUAUUGCACUUUUUGUAACUGAAGGUGAUAAUUUCUCAAGUCACAAUUAGUGAACCCCAUGCAUCCCACUGCAUCCUUACCCACCAUGCUGGACAGUCUCCAUUUUUAUUGCUAUCCCCUUGGUUUUUCAAUGCAAUCAGGUGGUUAAAGAAAGUUGAUGAGAACAAUUGACUUUUUAAAGUGAAUUUGUUACAAUUUAGAGAGAAAUCUCUUUUAAUGCAAUCAUGCCAUUCCUUAACUGUCUAGCUUGAAGAGAGAUUGAAACUUUUGUUUGAUUGAUGGAUGGAUCGAUUGACUGGUUUGUUUGUUUUUUUUUUUGUUUUUUGUUUUUUUGUUUUUUUGCACAGUUUAGUAUCCCAAGCUUCCCUAGGGCAGUGAUUUUUCUCUCUUUGUACUUGCACAUGGCCAGCAAAUGUCAACACUAGAUAACUGUUUAAAAUGACAGGUGUGCCCACAACUAAAACACUCCCCAAACCAGGGUGUUUUUGGCAAACGGAUCAAGCAUGCAAUGUCUUACAGUUAACCAUUAUAAACAAGUCUAAGAGUCACACUGUCCUCCUGGAGGACAUGAAACGCUGAGUCUACUUGUGUGUGGGUCUCCAGGAUCCAGCACACAAAUGUCACACAACUCUACGAGUGACAAGACUGGCCUGCUGUGCAUAGUCAUGAAAGUCUGGAAGCAGCGAUGCUGAGCCUGUAGCUAAGACGCUGUCUCUUCUGUGUACAGGAUGUAAAGCUUCUUUCUCUGUCACACUAGAAAUGCAAACCAUUUACGGGAUUCCUAAGAACCAUAAUAUGGACCUAAACUUUGCUAAUGAUCUUUCCUAGAGGCUCAUCCCACUUUUCACUGACAUUGGGUUUUCUUUUCACAGUCCUCUCUCUACAGUCGUAGAUCGCUUAUUCCCAGCUGUUUAUUUUAUUGAGUCCUGAAUUUAAAGAAAAAAUAUUUUGAUUCAUUUUGUAAAUACAAGCUGUAAAAAAAAAGAGAGAUUUAAUGUUGUCUUUUAAAUACUCCAAUUUUCAUUCUAAUAUGGAUGUUGUUAUAUUGUACUUAGAAACUGUACCUUUAACAUUACAGUACCUUUAUUAAAAGUGCAUUGAACACAUCAAUUUUAGAUGUGCUUUGUGUGCUAUUAUCCUAUAAUAAAACUUCAGCUUCUAAUGGAA